AGGUUAAAGUUAUCUCUUAUCGAUAACACUACACAAGCGUUUUCAAGACAAGUGGGUAGUUCUUUUGGAGUAACCGACACUUCCUUAAGUAACUAGAUAUAGGAUUCAUAGUCUCACCUGUGAUUAAAAACUCAACGUCCUGUGGUUUGACCAUACUCCCGCACUCCCACCAGAUAAGACCAACAUUUAUUUUACGCCUUGUCAUCUUAGAGAAUAAUAUCGACAAAAACAAAUAAUUACUUGUUCAAAUCCAAAUAGUUCGUUGGAUACUCAUUGUUAUAGCUAGAUAUAAAAACAAGUUCCAGUUUUCUUUUUUUGCAUCAUGAUUAGUACCCGUGUAUAUUCUACGGCCAGAGUUUAUGCCGAUGUCAAUGCCAACAAGCCACAAGAAUAUUGGGAUUAUGAAAACCACAAAAUACAUUGGGGGGAUAUUAGAAAUUAUGAAAUCAUCAGUAAAAUAGGCAGAGGAAAGUAUUCUGAAGUGUUUCAAGGUGUUAAUGUUUUGAAUGACGAGCCAUGUGUUAUCAAGGUAUUAAAACCAGUCAAGUUGAAAAAGAUUUAUCGUGAAGUUAAAAUAUUACAAAAUUUAACCGGAGGUCCUAAUGUCAUAGGUCUUCUUGAUAUUGUGAGAGAUGAACAGUCCAAGAUUCCUGCAUUAAUCUUUGAAAGAAUUAGCAAUGUUGACUUUAGAGUGUUGUAUCCUAAGUUCACCAUCAAAGACAUUCAAUAUUACUUUACCCAAUUAUUAAUUGCAUUAGACUAUUCUCAUUCAAUGGGGAUAAUUCACAGAGAUGUUAAACCUCAAAAUAUUAUGAUUGACCCUCUAUCCAAAAAGUUGAGAUUAAUUGAUUGGGGAUUGGCUGAAUUUUACCAUUCUGGUAUGGAUUAUAACGUUAGAGUAGCAUCAAGAUACCACAAGGGACCAGAAUUAUUAAUUAAUUUACAACAAUAUGAUUAUUCACUUGAUUUGUGGUCCGUCGGGUGUAUGCUUGGAGCAAUUAUUUUCAAAAAGGAACCUUUAUUUAGAGGAGACUCGAAUAAUGAUCAAUUGGUUCAAAUUGCAAAAGUUUUAGGAACAGAAAAUCUUAUGAAAUAUGUACAAAAGUAUGGAUUAAAAUUAAGCCUGGAUUACGACGACAUUUUGGGCAAUUACCCUAGGAAACCUUGGAAAUCGUUUAUUAACAACGAGAAUAGGCACUUGAUUAGUGAAGAGGUGCUUGAUUUAAUUGAUAAGUUGUUAACUUAUGACCAUCAAUUGAGACCUACCGCUAAAGAAGCAAUGGACCAUCCAUUCUUUAAGAUAUAGAUACUUAAUAUACAUUCUUAAUGAGUA
Spathaspora passalidarum NRRL Y-27907 is the source of this 1333-nucleotide messenger RNA. It is a transcript of the gene CKA2, whose product is annotated as casein kinase 2 catalytic subunit. Gene Ontology annotation, cellular component: protein kinase CK2 complex; nucleus; cytosol. Bases 323 to 1306 code for a protein of 327 amino acids. Gene Ontology annotation, biological process: regulation of transcription by RNA polymerase III; DNA damage response; regulation of transcription by RNA polymerase I. The transcript has a single exon. Gene Ontology annotation, molecular function: ATP binding; protein serine/threonine kinase activity. The record is from RefSeq and is a predicted model, not a curated record. Lineage: Eukaryota; Fungi; Ascomycota; Pichiomycetes; Serinales; Debaryomycetaceae.